CAGUUGCUCACGCAGUCGCACGUAAAGAGUGUCGCACGGGAUUUUCUCAAAUAAAAACAAUGGCAGAGCAAAACGCAGAACCUGUGACUAAUAACACCGAAAACGAUUACACGACCCCUGCAAACGAUCCCAAGAAUAUGCAGGAAGUGACACAAUAUGUGCAGUCACUUCUUCAGAACAUGCAGGAUAAAUUCCAGAGUAUGACGGACCAGAUAAUCAACAGAAUAGAUGAAAUGGGCACCAGAGUUGACGAACUUGAAAAAAACAUCACAGAUCUUAUGACACAAGCUGGAAUAGAGAAUGAGAAGUAGGAUCUUCUUAUUUAGUAAUUAUCACUUUAUAAAAUAACCCAAAGAUAAUUUGUGCCUAAAUUAUCUCACAUACAUUAUAUAAAGUUAAGUUGAAUGGUUGCAUGUAAGCAGCUAUUUGCAACGUUAAUGUGUCUUGAGGUUUUUUAAGUAAUGUACCAGUUUUUUAAUUAUCUAUAUUUUUAAAAAUACUUUCUAGUUUUCUGGUAAGAAUAUUUCAUAAAUCAUUACCAUUUUGACAUGAUGGGAUAUUUGUUAUCUGUGCAGAUUUUGCCAGUUCAGGUACCACUGCCAUAUCUAUUUCUUACGUAGAGCAGCAUUGCUGUGUUCUGGAUGAAAUGGUUGUAAAACUAGUGCAGUUGCAAGCAUAAGCCUAUGGCCAGGAAUGCUGUCACAUUGUUAAUGAUAUUGCAUGUUUUGGUGGUGGUUACAACUUCUUAUCAGGUGAACUGCCAGACUGCACCAGUAUAAAAACAUUCUAAAGUACCAUUCAUAUAAAAAGCAUGUUGUAUAUGGUAACAACUGUGCAUUAUUGAUACAAGCACGUUUAGAAUUGAUGCAGUAUGUGGAAAAUCUAGUGUAACUCUUAUGAAUUAUAGUAUAAUAUGGAAUUUUAUUACAAUAACAAGUCUCUGAAAGGACUAUUGUAAUUUUUUACAGCCUUAAUAGGACUGGCUCACUCAUAUUGUUUCAAAUAACUGUAUUUAUUCUUCACAUUUGUCCAGAUGUAUCUUACACCUGAUUAUAUAAAUUGUUAAUGACAAUAUCUGUGUGCAUGUUUCACAAAAGUUGAGUGAUGAAUGUUUCAAAAAAUGUGUUCUUAUUAUUACAAAGUAAUUUAAAUACCUAGGUUACCUUGUGGGGUGACUAAAAUAAAAAAAACCCUUUACAAUGAAUAAGAUUUCACACUCUGCCUAACAUACUACUACUAUAAAUUUGUAAUUACAACAACAAUAAGGCAUACUUUAUAUUUUUAUUCACUGAUAGUUAGCGUUAGCACCGGCAAGUGACAGAAAUAUGUUUGUUUAUUUAGGGUUUUGUAAUCUUAUUUUGUAAUUAUUAAAUGUACUAUUUGUAGAUAUUUCUUUGUGUCUUUUAUGCCCACAUAUUUUGUGUUGUGUGUUGAUGAGGAUCCAGAGAUGACUGAUCUUAUAUAUUAUGUAAAAAAACGCAUUGUAGAUGACUACACUUUAAAACACCAUGUCCCAUCAAUAUUUUUAUUUCAUUCCUAAGAAUUAUCAAUAUCAGCCUAUAAUAAUAUUGUGUAUGUGUGUAACCAAUAUUGAAUAUAGAAUUGUUAUUCUAGUUGGUGACUUAAGUUUUAUGUAUUAUAAUGUUGAGCUGUAUCCAAUUACACUCAGUGGGGUUGGUAUUGAUCACAAGUGUAGUGUCAGGUACAGACUGGCACAAGAAGGGCAAGUUGUAUAAAUGAAUGUUAAAUCAAUAGACUUACAUGUAAUAUUAUCAUUGGAAGUAAAUCUGAUUUACAUUUAUGUCAUUGGGUAUCACUCUCUCCUGGUUCAACAAAGAAUAAUAAAAUUUGUUACGCAAUAAUCUGUUCGAAUUAUAAAUUUGUUAUGCAAGGUUGCUAAGUUGUUGGACGCAAGUGCUACCACGAGCGAAGCAAGUGAUUUAGAAAUAGAAUUCUGAGCCUAGCGCGGGUUUCAAGUCACGAGACGCAAAACAACUUCGCUGCUGAGCGAUACAUACAACUUUUAAGAACAUACCAUUACACGGAAACUACUACCAAGGCAAGUCGACUGAUUCGGCCCUACAUGCCGUUGUCGGAGAUAGAAGUGGCCCUUAAAAAUAAGGCAAUCUGCACAGCAGCAACAGGGCAGCUCGUUACACCAAGUACACACAACUUUUCACCUCACUAUAGCGAGGAAAAUGGUAGAUGAAAGAAAAACAGUUGAACUACAUCAAAUCAGUUUUAAUCAA
Molecule: messenger RNA, 2249 nt
Organism: Hyposmocoma kahamanoa
Lineage: Eukaryota; Metazoa; Arthropoda; Insecta; Lepidoptera; Cosmopterigidae
Product: heat shock factor-binding protein 1
Exons: 2
Coding region: 60-311 (83 amino acids)
Biological process (GO): cellular heat acclimation
Cellular component (GO): nucleus; cytosol
Molecular function (GO): transcription corepressor activity
Source: RefSeq, a predicted model, not a curated record